Molossus molossus (Pallas's mastiff bat) is the source of this 1876-nucleotide messenger RNA. It is a transcript of the gene TMEM169, whose product is annotated as transmembrane protein 169. The coding region runs from base 124 to 1017 and encodes 297 amino acids. The transcript is spliced from 2 exons. Lineage: Eukaryota; Metazoa; Chordata; Mammalia; Chiroptera; Molossidae. The record is from RefSeq and is a predicted model, not a curated record.
GAACUCAUUGUUGGUACUUCUUUGUAUAGCCCCAUCCAAGAAAAAACUCUGAGAUGUGUGGAUUGUAAGUUUGCCCAAGCAAAUCGGACUUUUCACAAGGAAUAACCAGACGUGAGAAUCAGAAUGGAAGAGCCAGCACCGGUGGAAAGCCAGGGCCAGCUCCCAAGCCCCCAGCAGGGCUCUCUGAGGAAGGUCGUGGCUGCUGCCCUGGCCCUGGAUGGGGAAUCCACAAUUGGUCACAGGAAAAAGAAGAAGAAGGAGUCCCGCCCAGAAUCUAUCAUCAUCUACAGGUCAGAGAAUGAGAAAGAGGAUGAGGAGCCUGGGGAGUCAGAAGGUGGCGACCAACCUAAAGAGGAGGAAGGAGACGACUUCCUCGAUUACCCUGCCGAUGAUGGUAUGUGGAACAUGCCUUUGGACAGCCGCUAUGUCACAUUAACUGGGACCAUCACACGAGGGAAGAAAAAGGGUCAGAUGGUGGACAUCCAUGUCACAUUGACGGAGAAGGAGCUGCAGGAAUUGACUAAACCUAAAGAGUCAAUAAAAGAAACAACACCUGAAGGCAAAAAGGUCUGCCAGAUGUCAGCAGACCAGGGGCCCCACGUGGUCCUCUGGACGCUGGUCUGCCUGCCUGUGGUUUUCAUCCUCUCUUUCAUUGUCUCUUUCUACUAUGGCACUAUCACUUGGUACAACAUCUUUCUUGUGUACAAUGAGGAAAGGACCUUCUGGCACAAGAUCUCAUGUUGCCCCUGCCUCAUUCUCUUCUAUCCAGUGCUCAUCAUGGCCAUGGCCUCUUCUCUGGGCCUCUAUUCUGCUGUGGUUCAGCUCUCAUGGUCCUGGGGAGCAUGGUGGCAAGCCGCCCGGGAUAUGGAGAAAGGCUUCUGCGGCUGGCUCUGCAGCAAGCUGGGUCUGGAGGACUGUUCCCCCUACAGCAUCGUGGAGUUGCUUGAAUCUGACAAUAUUUCAGGCAAUCUCUCCAACAAGGACCAAACCCAGGAAGUGGAAACUUCCACUGUCUAAACUCCCAACACCUUAUUUCCUCCUCUGGUCCCAGUAGCCUACAUAUUAUCUUCUAAUUCCCCUCCCCCUCACAGUUCUUCUGGAAAAUUCUAGCCCAAACUGAUCCACCCAUCUUGAUGGUUCUAAGAAGGCAGGGAACAGAAGAGCAGUUUAUGGGAAAGUUAUCCAUACAACAGACCAACUCUUCUUCAUUCCCUGCCCUAAAGUGACCAUUUGUCUGGGACAAGGAGCUCCACUGUGUGUCAGGUCAGGAGCUUGAAGGUGUUACUGGUACUUGGAACCCAGGGGAGUAUGUGACUAAAUAUGAAAGGGAGAAUAAAGUAAUAGACAGGGAUGGAGUGAAAUAGUUAGGAAGCAGGUUUACUACAAUGUAGCAGAAUAUAAAGAUUUGUGUGCAUCACUUAGUUUUAUUUAGCUACAUAUAAUUGAUAUCCCCAAGUAUGAGUGUUUUAAGCAAAAUCGAAGUUUCUUUCUUUCUUCUAAAGAAGAAGUCUGGAGGCAGACCAUCAGGUGACCUGAUGGAGUGACUGGAAUCCAGGCUUCUUUACUCUCCUGCCAUUAGUGUGAUGUGAUCCUCAUCACCUUUAUCUUUAACACCCCAGUGCUGACUACAUCUGCAGCCAUCUCAUCCAUGUUCCUGGGAGAAUAGAGGAAGGAGCAAAGAAGAACAUAUUCUCUGUGCUUAAGGAGGCUUCCCAAAAGUCCCACUCAACACUUCUUAUUGGCCAGACUGGCGUCACAUGACCUUACAAGCAAAAGAGGCUGCAAAAUGUAGUCCUUGGGGGCAGUUAUGCAAAUAUUGGUGUUAUGCAAAUUUAAGAGGAAAAAGAAGAAUGGCUAUUUUGAUAGACAAGUAAGA